UCGUUAUGGGUAAUAAAAACACUUUUUUAUUAACGUAAAAUUAGAUUUCAUCUAGCAAAUGCUUCAUUAAGUUUGGAAAUUAUAGAUGUUUCGAUCACGUGAUUUCCGCUCAUGUGGCAUGUAGACUAGUUUGUUGACAUCCACGUUGCUAUAGACCAACCCGACCACCCCUUUAAUCGCCUCGGUGGUAAUAGACCCUUCUGUUGACUGCACCUGUCUGCUUUGCUAGAUGUUAUUCUCAUUUGGAUGAGGAAAGAAGCAUCGUUUCUGUCCUUGCUCCAAAAUACAGGAUGAUAAUUAGGAUAGACUUUAGGAAAAUUUUCGAGAAAAUAAUUAAAAAGUAAAUCAAUCAUAGUUAUGUCAGUCAUCUGCCAGAAUUUUGUACAGAAUGCUUGGAAAAAAGAUCUAUGUUCCAACUGUUUUAAAUCAUUCGACGAUCAUACUUCCAUGAACGGAGACUGCGAUAACGUUACUAAAACCACUUGGAAAUCGUUAAUAACGGAUAGAGAUCGAAAUGGAAAUUGCACCAAACCUUUUCGACUGGAGAAUGGAUUUCAUGGUAAAUUAUUAACUAUCGUGCCCGCUUUAAAUGGAAACGAUAUCUUAAGUAAUAACAAUAAGAAAACGGAAAUUCAGCAUAUAAAUGGCCAUACUGAAAAAAUUAUUGGAAUCCUUAGAAUUCCCGGAAGUGAGAAAAAACAAGUUCAAACUCAGACGAAAAUCAAUGUUGGUUUUAAGGAAGAAGAGCCUUUAGUUAUAGGGUACGGUGGUAACGAUUACGAUCCGGAUGAACCCGAAUGGGAGCUUUCCAACCACGAAGAUAGCGAAUUAAUUUUAGACAGCUUAGACGAAACCGAAGAAGAUCGUGCAAUUAGUAAAAUAACACGCGAAAAUACAGAAUUCAAUGCCAAAAAUGCCAAUUUGCUUAUUUCUAAUCAGGCUGUGACGGAGGAAGAGCGUAAUGCGAAAAAUCGUCGAAAGGGGGAGCCACCUCCCAAGGCGUCGGUGAAACCGUUUUUCAGGCAGACCACUUGGAACGAGCAGUCUGCAGUCGGCACUGCAGUGAGUGACAAACUGCAGACUAGACAGAUUAUAAACGAGAUUCCUACCGUAACUUCCAUAGAAACGGAGACGUUGUGCAUCAAUGGAGAAAGGGAUGAUACCUCUAAGUCUACAGUUGCGAAUCCCGAGGAAGAGAACCAUCAAUCUGUCGAUAACGAUAUUAACGAUGUGGCAGCUUCUAAAUCAUUAGUGCCUAGAACUUCGUUUUUGCAUGGAGGUUCUGACGAAUUAACGGCUCCCACAGCAUUAUAUACUCCAGGGGACGACUUUUUCGUAUCUAGAAGCAAUUCGUCUUCUUCGGAAGAAACAAUUCCCUCCAGAGAGUCGCCAGAAGAAUUUCAUUUGGAUAUGAAUCAGCAGUCAAACGAUCAGGAUCAAUCGGUAGAUGCGUGCGAAGAAACUAAUCAAAAACCGCAAGUGCCAGUAAAAUAUAUUGACGAAGCUUCGGGAAGCGAUAAAGUAAGCGACGUUAUCGAUGAUUCUUUACUAUACGACGAUGGAAGAACGAUAUAUUAUGCAGUAAGUCCAGCUCUUGCAGAAAAUAGUAAACAUAAUGUACAACAUCCCAGAUCUGAAUCCAUACCUAUAAUAAAUCAUUACGCGGAAUGUAAAAUUUAUCAAGAUAUUGAACCCAAUCGAACCCCUUCACCUCCAGACGGUUCUCGUAGGUCAAAAUUAGCAGCUCUUGCAGUAGAAUUAGAACAAGCUAGAUAUUCCGGUGGAACUCCAAUCAAAAGACAAGCUCCCUCCCCACCUGAUGCAUCUGGGUACUCUACCCCGGUACAGAAUCUUUCUCGAAGUUCCUUACCUACACCAUAUUCUACGACGUCAGUUUGUACCACUCCUGUUGUAAAUCAAGAUUCCGCUAAUAAACAAAAAGGCGCUUUAAGUUCAGGAGGUUCUCGUUCAAAGAUACUGAUGUGUAUAAGUGGAAGUGCCGAUGAUACUUUUAACAAGAACAGGAAAAAAUUUUCGCUUAAGAAACUGUUAAAAAGAGGAAGUAGAGAUGUAGAAGAUUUCCCACCCAUCGAAGCAGGAACACCAAAUCCUAAAGCUUGGAAACAAAAUGACUUUUCUAAAGUUAAAUUGGAAAUUAUUCAUCCGAUGGAUCUAGUAAACGAUAGGAAAAGUCCAGAUUUAGAUAAUACUUCGGCGAAAGAAAAUAAUCAGGGAUCAUCAAAUGCUGUUACUACCGAAUCUGGAUACGAUAAUGUGUUUAUACCAGCUGCUAGUGAUGCUAAUGAGUCAAUUACAUUACCAUCUCGUACGAGUGCAGGAAGUUCAAGAGCAAGUGUGAGACCUCCGAGACCUCCAAAACCUCCCCCGCCUCCUAGAGCACAGUCUAUGAUACCAGACAAAAGCUCAAAGCAGCAAGAAAUAUCUAAAGAUAGUCCCAAAGUAGAGAAUAAAGAUGAUAAAAGUGAAAAUAUUGAUAAUAGCUCGAAACCUCAAGUACCUAAAAGACAGUAUAAAUGUAAUGGAAAGUCAGAAUACGCUAAUUUGGGCGACAUCAGAACAUCAGUUGCUCCUAAAAAACCAGAGAGGACAACAACGGAGUUGGAGAAAAAACCGGAAACUGUUAAAAAAUGCGAUGUUUACGAGCCUUUCGAUGAAAUUUAUCACGAUACUCAAGUGGCACCAUCCCCGAAAAAUGCUCACGAAAGUUGUUCCGAAUCGAAAAAGGAUGAAAAUGGCACAAAACCUUCAGAUUGUCCAAAAGUUACACAGACGAGUCCUCCAGUUCCACCUCCUCCACCUUAUGGAAGAAUAACGUGCAGCAGUGGAUCGGAUGAAAAAUGUUGGACAAAUCUUGAAGCUAGUUAUUCUUUAUUAUCAGCUGUAAAUCUAGACGUUCUUGCAAGAUUACUGGAUAAUGCUUUACACGAUAGAUAUUAUCAGCUGGAAAGACCAGAUAAAGAAUCGCUUCUGUGGUCAGAUUUUGAUUUAGAAAUCGAACAACCUGUACAGAUAUUAUCUGAUAAAGUUAUCUAUGACGCCACAUUCAGGCAUGGAAACAGAAUGCCCGUCACUCUUCUGGUCAAUCCAUGGGGAUUACAUUCUUCCUUGAGUGGAAGUAGGAAUUAUGCCCGUUAUCCCAUACUUGCUCAUUUUAUGGAUCAUGUGCCAAGAAAUUACGCAUUUCCGGAAGUAGGUUCCAGUACAAAUUCAGAAGGAAUUUUGACUUCCGUUUACGUUUUGCAUAGGGCAAGAUUAUCUCCGCUUCGUUCGUUAGUGGAAGAACAAGAGUACGAAAAGGAGGUAUUUUUUGUUAUGCUGCAACUGAUACACUCCCUGAAAAUACUUCAAGCUAGUGGAAUCGAAGACAUCGAACCCGGAGGCCAUAAUGUAUUCUUUGCUAGAACAGAAAAAGAUCGCCUUAAUAGUUUAGUGUUCCUAUCUCCAGAUCUGCCAUUCGAACAAGCUGGGGAUUUAUUUUUAUCCACGACAGAUUCACCUAGAAUUACACUAUGCAGUUACGCUCUAUCUAUAAUGCUACUCCUUUUAGGAAUUAAAAAAGUCGAAGAUGUAAAAACUUCAAAACCAAUUUAUAGAAAGGCAGUUUUAGUUAUAACAGAUGUUUUACAAAAAGAAAAAUCUUAUUCACUUUCUCAGGCGAAAAGUAUUUUAGACUACGUAUUAUGGAAUGCUGAGGAAGCGGUUAGCACUUCAGAUAGGAUGUCGUUAAAAACGGACGGUGUGCUUCAGAGAUGGCUGGAUGUAGAAAGAGCACGAAAAUUGAAAAAUUUAGCAGCGGGUCCUCUUUUGACAAAUCUAACUGCGGUAGAAGAGCAUCAUUUAACUUUUCUUGUUAGGAGUAGCGUAAGAACACUAAGGGAAGUAGCAUCCAUGUUGUGAUAAUCUGUGAUCCUCAAUCUGCUAAAGGAAAAAAAAAAUAAUUGUUAUUUUCACGAUGACGCUGAUUACCCAAAUGUAGUCGAGAGAGCUAUUUUCAAAUCUUGUAAAUUGAAGUCAGAAUAUCUUGUAUAAAAUUAGGCCUAUACGUAAAGAAAAUACAUCGUCUAAUGCUAAUUCAAUCAAACGUAUUUAUAUUAUUAAAUUGUCAAUAUUAGAAUUUUACCUCGUUUUUUUAGUUAUAUUCGUAUUUAUAGUGUAUCUUUCGCUGAUUUUUUUUAAUUAACAAAAAGUUUUUAUACUUAACUGGAAGAACUAUCGAAUUUGGUUAGUGCGAUAACAUUCCUUCUUCCCUUUUGUAUCAUGUGCGCUUUUAUUCUUUUGUAAAUAGAACAAAAAUGUAAAUAGUUUGUCAAAUUACAAAUAUCUGAUAUUUUUGUGUCAUGUAAUAAAGUAACCAGUUUUCUAUCUAUUAUAGUAUUUUG
Molecule: messenger RNA, 4400 nt
Organism: Centruroides sculpturatus (bark scorpion)
Lineage: Eukaryota; Metazoa; Arthropoda; Arachnida; Scorpiones; Buthidae
Exons: 8
Coding region: 358-3918 (1186 amino acids)
Source: RefSeq, a predicted model, not a curated record